CAAGCCUCCCGGGGGACCCGGGCCGAAGAGUAUAAAGUGUGGCUGUGCGAAGGGCCGGGGCAGCCUUUCGGAGCCCCAGUGAGCACCUGUCAGCAGCCGUGAGCACGUACCCCUAGACAUGAAGGCCCUGCUCCUGGCCGUCGGCCUCGGCCUCAUCACCGUCCUCCAGGCCCAGGAUCCCCCAGCCUCGGGCGAGGACACGACGGCCAUGUCAGGAAAAUGGUACCUGAAGGCCAUGAUCACAGACCGAGAGACAUCCCAGAAGAAGCCGGAGUUGGUGACUCCCAUGAUCCUCACGGUUCUGGAGGGGGGCAACCUGAAAGCUGAGACCACCUUGCUGAUAAAUGGUCAGUGCAAGGAGGUGGAACUGAUCCUGGAGAAAACCUCUGAGCCCAACAAAUACAUGGCCUACGGGGGUAAGCGUGUCGUGUACAUCAAGCCAACAGAGGUGAAGGACCACUACAUUCUCUACUGUGAGGGCGAGAUCCAGGGGAAGCAGGUCCGAAUGGCAAAGCUUGUGGGAAGAGAUCCUGAGAGCAACGAGGAGGCCUUGGAGAAUUUUCAGGAGUUCUUAAGAGACAAAGGAUUCAACCAGGAGAUCUUCUUUCCCAAACAAAGCGACACCUGCCCUCCCGGGACAGAUCAGGGUAAGUGAGCGGCUGCAGAGGACGCCUGCGAAAACCACCUUGUUGCUGGGGGGAUUUCAAGAGGCCAUCUGGUCUGCCCCCCACCCUGGAUCCCCCCUCCCAGGCCAGGCAAGGGGACUCC
This is a messenger RNA of Panthera uncia (snow leopard), 768 nucleotides long. Its product is annotated as major allergen Can f 1-like. Bases 119 to 655 code for a protein of 178 amino acids. The record is from RefSeq and is a predicted model, not a curated record. The transcript has 6 exons. Lineage: Eukaryota; Metazoa; Chordata; Mammalia; Carnivora; Felidae. Gene Ontology annotation, molecular function: small molecule binding.